Penicillium waksmanii is the source of this 714-nucleotide messenger RNA. RefSeq names its product phosphoribulokinase/uridine kinase family protein. Gene Ontology annotation, molecular function: kinase activity; ATP binding. The coding region runs from base 1 to 714 and encodes 237 amino acids. The transcript has a single exon. The record is from RefSeq and is a predicted model, not a curated record. Gene Ontology annotation, cellular component: cytoplasm. Lineage: Eukaryota; Fungi; Ascomycota; Eurotiomycetes; Eurotiales; Aspergillaceae.
AUGGACACCGAAUACCACCGCCUUGCGGAAACCAUCCGCGACCAAGCCAAUAUUUCCCUCAAACCACGCUACAUCGUAGCCAUCGCGGGAAUCCCCGGCUCAGGCAAAACAACCACCGCGGCAGCUGUGGUAAAUCAUCUAAAUAAUGAACCAAAUGUGGAAGCCGCUCUACUCUCUAUGGACGGCUUCCAUCUCUCCCGCCGCGAGCUCGAUGAUCUCCCAAACCCCAAAGAAGCACAUAUCCGACGCGGCGCUCCCUGGACCUUCAACGUCUCCCGAUUUGUGACGUUCAUGCACCAAAUACGCCAAUGGGCCGACAACACACCCCUACCAAAGGAAGGAAAAUGGCCAUCAGACCACGUCCUCAGCGCACCAACAUUCGACCACGAAGCGAAAGAUCCCGUUGAAGAAGGCAUCUCCAUCACGCCCGAUACAUCGAUCAUCGUCGUCGAGGGGAAUUAUCUUCUCCUUGACGAACCGGGCUGGCGAGACCUCGCGACGCUCUGCGAUUACCGCAUCUUCGUCGAAACGGAUCUUCUAGAGGCGCGGGAUCGGACGGCAAAGAGACAUGUUCAGGCGGGUAUUGAGAAAACGAUGGAAGAUGGGUAUCGGAGGGUUGAUACUAAUGAUUAUCUUAAUGGGAUUUCCAUCCAGGAAAAAUUGAUUGUUCCUGAUAUGGUUGUUAAAAGUGUUUCUGUUCACGCGGAUGCAUAG